This is a messenger RNA of Pneumocystis jirovecii RU7, 945 nucleotides long. Its product is annotated as bifunctional protein farnesyltransferase/protein geranylgeranyltransferase. The transcript has 7 exons. Gene Ontology annotation, molecular function: CAAX-protein geranylgeranyltransferase activity; protein farnesyltransferase activity. Gene Ontology annotation, biological process: protein geranylgeranylation; protein farnesylation. The record is from RefSeq and is a predicted model, not a curated record. Bases 1 to 945 code for a protein of 314 amino acids. Gene Ontology annotation, cellular component: protein farnesyltransferase complex; CAAX-protein geranylgeranyltransferase complex; cytoplasm. NCBI's taxonomy places the organism in Eukaryota, Fungi, Ascomycota, Pneumocystomycetes, Pneumocystales, Pneumocystaceae.
AUGGAUAAUUUAAAUUCUUGGAAAUUAGAAUUGCAAAAAAUAUUGAAUUUUGAUAACGAGGAUGGCCUUGAUCCUGUUUUUCAGGACUAUGAUGUUAAUACUAUUGCACCUAUUGCUUAUCCUGCAGAUUAUUCUGAAGCAAUGGCUUAUUUAAAAGCAAUAAUGAUUAAAGAAGAGAUGUCUGAGCGUGCAAUGAAACUUACUACGUAUCUUAUUAAUAUGAAUCCUGCGCAUUAUACAGUAUGGGCUUAUAGGAUGAAAGUUUUAAUAAAUCUUAAAAAAGAUAUUUUCCAAGAACUUUUAUGGAUUGAAAAAUUGAGUAAGCUACAUCCUAAAAGUUAUCAGUUAUGGCAUUAUAGACAACUUCUUAUGGAUAUGUAUGGAGAUCCAUCAACAGAGUUAAAAUUUUUGGCUCAAGUUUUAGAAAAGGAUUCUAAGAAUUAUCAUGCGUGGUCUUAUCGACAAUGGUUAAUAGAGCGAUUCAAUUUAUGGGAUAUAGAAUUAUUUUAUAUUAAUUCUCUUUUAAAACAAGACAUUCGGAAUAAUUCUGCAUGGAAUCAUAGGUUUUAUAUUGUUUUUAGGAAUAAUCAGUAUGUUUCGAAUGAUAUUUUAGAGAAAGAAAUAAAGUAUUGCAAAGAUGCUAUAGCAUUUUCUCCUCAAAAUCCUAGUCCAUGGUUGUAUCUUAGAGGAAUAUUUGAAAAAUAUGACCUAAAUAUUUCUCUUUUGGAAUCAUUUUGUCUUCAAUAUGCUUCCUUAGAUCCAGAAGAGAAUCAAAGAAUGUCUUCUGAAGCAUUAGAGUUUCUAGUUGAUAUAUAUUCUUUAAACAAAGCAUCUAUAGUAGAUGCAAAAAAGGCUAUACAGUUGUUGAUUAAUAAAUAUGAUAUUAUUAGGAAAAAUUAUUGGGAAUAUAGAAUAUUAUUACUUGAUGAAAAAAAUAGUAUAUAA